AUGUUGUACGGCCUCGUCUUCAUGGAGGAAAGCUUUCCCACAGUAGACGUGGUGCACCGUCUUCUCGUUCGCAGACAGACUCGCCGAAUUCUGUCCGUAACAUUGUGGGUACUCUCCGCACUAUGUAAUUCUAGUGAGCUUAAGAAGCUGGUGGCAUUCGGAGAAAUCAAGCCGUCACUCGCACCUGGACCUUACGAAGCGCUUUCCGAAGAGCUGAAAUCCGAAGAGCUGAUUCACCGUCUCGCUAUGAGCACCUGUAAAUUGGAGCAGCUGUGCUUGUCCUACGUUGUGGACGCCUUCAAAUUCUUAAUCAUCGCUGAAGGCCAGCCUGCCUUGCACUGGCUGAAGCUUGAAACCAUAGCACUUACAUCGCCAAGUUUCCACAUCGGAAAUGAAGCGGGCAUAAUACAGAUGCUUGAGACAACUGCAAAACUCGCACGUAAGAUGCCGGAAGUGCGAACUUUGGAGCUUUGGAAUGCAGAAAAGAGCCAUGCUUUCGCCUUCACCUGCCGCAUCACCCCCUCCGCGGUUGAAAUCUUAUAUAGGGCAACUUGGGAGUUCAAGCUCGCGGGCUCCGUUGAGAAACUGUGGGAAGACUUUGCCCAGGAACGGAAUCAAGGACACAAAGUCAGUGUCCAAAGGGGCCAGUUGAUCAACGCCAGCGAAUUGAAGUCUCAUAGGGACGCCAUACACGGUCUAAAUUUGACGGCGGAGGUGGUACAUCCCGUGUCGUUGAUGCAAAUCCGUCGAGGGGAAAUCAUUUCUGCAACUGAGAUGCCACCUAUGGAGCAGCAGUAA
Messenger RNA from Colletotrichum aenigma, 798 nucleotides. RefSeq lists its product as uncharacterized. The transcript has 2 exons. Lineage: Eukaryota; Fungi; Ascomycota; Sordariomycetes; Glomerellales; Glomerellaceae. Bases 1 to 798 code for a protein of 265 amino acids. The record is from RefSeq and is a predicted model, not a curated record.